CAUUAGCAGACGAUAUAUGAUGUUGUUUCGUUAGCAGACGAUAUGAUGUUUCAUUAGCAGACGAUACGAUGUUUCAUUAGCAGACGAUAUGAUGUUUCAUUAGCAGACGACGUUGUGUUGUUUCAUUAUUUACUUGGUAAUUGAUGGUGUUGUCUUGAGUUGGUAGGUAAUUCCACGUGUUGUGUGCAGGCAGACGAUAAAAGAGGAUUUUAAACCGGACACACUCUCUUUUUUUUUCGGUGUGUGUCUUCUAACUACAGAGAUGGAUGUUAGCUCUGUAUUCAGAUAAGGAACUAACGCGCGGAUUUCAGAAGAAAAAAAAGUUAAUCUUUCUGGACUUGGUGUUUUUUUUUUUUGAGUUUGGAUUAAACAAACAAAAAAAAACUGUGUGUUAGUUUCAGACUAUUUCAUGCAGAAAGCUCAUUCACAUUUUCUUGGGAUUAAUGAUCGCCCAUCUUUGACCGAUGAAAAGUUUUCUUUUGGAUUAAAUUUGUGCUGGACAAUUGAAUAAAGGUUGACCGGUGUUUGAUUCUCUUCUGAAGACGUGGUGGAUAUGCUUUGACCCGUGGUCAUCAUGUUUGUAAACAUCGAUGUAUGCUGACUUUCUUCUGUGGUUUACUCUGGUCGUUUGCUUGGUCUGUCUAGAUAUUAUCACGUGAUCUAGUGUUUGACAUCAGUUCCAAGCAAACAGUGUGAUGUUUUCAAUGUUCAGUGGUCAUAUCUGCAAUGCUAACUCGACCAAUGGCUUCCCCACACCAGGCCGCCUGAAGAAAAGCGCCUCCGGUGACUCUGGUGGAAGUUUCGACAUGGUAGAGAGCUGUGACACGGAAAUGAACCAAAGCGAUGACCAGUGUCCACCAAUAGAUCCAACGCAAUCUCAAUCGAAUGAAGACCAGUGUCCACCAAUAGAUCCAACGCAAUCUCAAUCGAAUGAAGACCAGUGUCCACCCACACCUAAAACACGAUUAAAGGUUUGCGUCCCAGACCCGAGCAUGUUGGUCAGAAGCAGUCUGGACUCUGGGGGGAGCUUCGACCUAGAGACCACUGCCCAGGAUGACCCUUUCAGCCUUCGACUACAGAGGCCCGAGAAGGAAAGCACUCUACCCACCAGAGAUGACGGGCUCUCCUCUCUCAGCGAUAAAAAGUUUCUCACGUUCUCUAAAAAGAGCUCACCCUGUCUUAUCUAUAGAUCAAACACGGACGUGUCGGCCAUCUUUUCCAAGAUCGCCAAGGAAAGAAGACAAGGGAAAGAGACAAUGAAGCCACUUGAAACAACUGACAGCUCAACCUCCAGGAGCGAUUCAUGGAACAAAGAGAAGUCUGACAGCGAUGUAGGAAUUACACAUUUAGGGCAUGAAAAGCCCGAGGAAAUUACACGUGAAGAGACUAGAACAGAAACGAAGUUUAAGCUAAUGGAAGGCAGCCAUGAUAAUAGGGAUGGUACGUACUUACCAGGUCAAAAAUGUGAAGAUUCUGAUACAAGGAUUCCAGGAGUAGACUACUUACAAGUUGUUGAUGGCAAUCGUGUAGACUUGGUCAGUGAUAAGUAUUUGCAGCGUAAUGAACAAAGGGACAUGACUUCAUGCAUGCCCUUAGAUUGUUCGGAUUUACAACAGGGGCAAAUAAAAAGUGGCGCCGGGGAUAAGGAUGUAAACAAAACUUACUUAGAGAAAUGUGUUCAGAAAGAAGAUGCAUGUGAUAACGCUACAGAAGAGGUGACUUUCAUUCCGCGUGUCGAUGAGGAGGGGGGUAGAUGGGCUAGAAGCUUGGAGGAGAUGGAACUCCAGGAUGAUUGCAAAGACUCUAGUAGAAGCGGUAAUGGUGAAGAAGAAGAUGUUGACACACGUGAGCGAACAUCAAACGAGGAACAAGUUUGUAAGCAUGCAGAAGAUGUUUCCCACCAGUAUGGACAUCUCUGGGCGAUUCCCUCUGAGCGAAGAGGCCGCAGCGCCAGCGAUGUGUUGCCCUCGUAUCGAGUAAAGUGCGCUUUGGACAGCGGCUUGAUCCCAACCCUGUUUCCAUUGCAGACAAUCAGUCCUACUCUUGAUGUCUCGACAAUUGAAAACGCUUUGGGGCAAAAUGAUAUGAGCCCAACGAAUACUGAAACUCAACCCAUCUCAGACUGUGACCAUCUUGAAGGUUAUGUAGACGUCAUCGAGAUUAGUCAGGACGAUCCGGAGCAUUGUGUUGACAUUCCUAGUCAUAUGCAACUCCCAAUUCUCUGUGGUUUGUCGCAAUCUUAUAGCAAUGAUAGUUUUUUACCUAGCUGUCAAUCCCUGGACGCUAGAAGAACCAGUGUUGAUUCUCUUGAAGACAAAAAUGGUUUUGAUUCAAUGAUCGACUCUAACAUAGCCAGUCGCAUGAAUGAUUCUAUCAGCAGCAUUAGCUGCGACAUUGACGACUGCCACUGGUCCAAGCUCGACGCUGCGCACAGGCUCGGAGAUCAAUCUCCAUCAAGCUCAAAGGAUUAUUUUUCGUGCGCAAGCAGUUUCAGUGUCGGCCGAAGCAGCCUUGACCUUGCGGAGUUUUCUUUGGCGCACAGCUUCACCAGUGACUCGGAGGUAGCCGUUGAGAAUGACACAUUGAGCCCAGAGAGCGGAGUGUCACACAGCCCUGUGAGAGUGAAGAGAGACUUCGGAGCGUGGAGGCUGCUGAGCUCGUUUGAAGAAGGUUUCGACAUAAAACAGCUUAGCCCAGAGUCGUUAUCACUUGAUGCAUCAUCUUUGGAAGAUAGAAUGUUUAAUCCGCCUGUGCCGAGUGCUAGCCUCACAAAGUCAACAGAAUUCAACGAUUCUAGCCUAGAACUUAUUGAGACUAGAGAACGGUCUUACAGCGAGAGUAAGCCUUCUCCAGAUACUUUACAGAGACACAUACCAUUUAUGACUAAUGCUUCUUUAUCGGAUAUAUACACCAACCCUGCUGAUUUGAAGGCAUCGUCCGUCUCCAAUAUACCAUCAACUAUUUCAAGGUCAUUUAAGCUGAACCUGGUUCAAACUACUGCUCCACUUGUUAGUGGCAGCUCGGGCUCACCAAGUCCGGUCGUGCCGAAUGUUAAAGUCGGUUCUAGGGGUACCAAAUGGAAGGGUUUAAAAACUGCGAUCCUUCGAAUCUCUAGUCCGGGAAAAAAUUUUCAGCUGUCGAAUUUGUUCAACUCCUCCAAGUGUUCGUACAACUUGGCCCAGGCUGCACCGAGAGCCCAAGACACUACCUCGCCGGCUCAAACUGCAGCCAGUGCCAUGGACACUACCUCACCUGAUCAAGCUGCAGCCAAAGCCAUAGACACUACCUCACCUAAUCAAGCUGCACCUAGAACUCUAGACACUACCCCACCGUCCAAGGAGCGAAGGCGUAAAAAAUCUCACCAGCCCACCAUCUCCUCAUCCCCCGCUACGCCCUCGACACCUCCGAUGACGUACAAAGUCCAGGCAGAUCCCCCAUCGGAGAGCCCGGCCCACUUCCUGGUCAAGCGUGUUAGAUCGCUGUCUGUGGACAACAUCCUCAGCGCCCCCUACGGCGGCCACUUCACUUCUGGUGGCCCCGUCACCCCGGACACAUACCCCUCUCUGGGGGAUAUUACAAGACUGAGCAAAGUUUACUACGGAGAUCGAGCCUACAUUUGCUACAGAGGUGCCCUUAUACCCCUGGAGGCCAUAUUUGAUGCUCAGAAAGUAGAAAAGAACAAAUUUUAUUCUCAUGAUGGGAAUACUGUAAGGGAGGUAAAGAAGGCUCAACAGUUUGGACUGUCCUUACAAGAUUUAAAGAAAAAUACAGGAAAGAUAAUUCCAGCCCCUGUGGAAGAUACUAUUGAGUUUUUGAAAUCAUCAGCAGGAGACGAGGUCGAAGGUUUGUUUCGGCGAUGUGCCCGAGUGUCCACAAUGAAAGAAGUGCAAGAGAAAUAUGAUGAUGGUGAAAGAGUUGACUUUAAUACAUAUGACGACCCUCACCUUGCUGCAGCCAUCUUGAAGAAAUUCUUGAGAGAACUGCAGGAACCGUUGCUGACUUUUGACCUUUUCGAACCAAUCACAAGAAUCCAUUAUCUCGAGGCCAGCAAACAAUUGACAGAGGUUCAAAGAAUCUUGCAGGAUGAGCUCCCAGAGGACAACUAUAUCAUUUUAAAGUUUGUCUUCCAGUUCUUGCAACAGGUGGUCAGCAAGUCAGACAUCAAUCACAUGACUGCUGAGAAUGUGGCCACAGUCUUCGGUCCAAACAUUGCCUGGCCUAAAGGUCAAGCUAAUCUGGCCUCAGUUGAGCAGGCGGUCAAGUUUGCCCUUAUACUUUUACAGAAUUUCGAUGAGGUCUUCCUGAGGUGAUUGUCUCACCAGACUUGUAAAAAAGAAAGGAGCAAGUUCUUACCAUGCACAAACAAAAAUAGCUCAUUGAAUUUUCCUUUCUAUUUGGUAUCAUUCUUGCAAUACUUUUGGUUCUGUGAAGUCAUUUCCUCCCCUGUUUCCCUUUUAGACUUGAUUAUGUCCCUCUUUUGUUUCUAUAAGUUUUGAUUGGCUGAAGAUAGCAUUGACUAAACUGAUGGUUUGAAUAUAUAUAUAUAUGUAUGUAAUCUAUUUAUAUAUUUGUUUUGAAUGUAUAACUGUCCAGAGCAUAUUGAGAUGAUAACACUCUUUCAAAUGACAUAUUAUUGUAUUAUAUUUUCAAACAAAGAAAUAUUUUAUGCUUGACAACAUUACUGAGUCAGUUUUUCUAAAUCAUCUUGAAGUUUGUUGUGCUGCCAAUUAUGACAUUUUACAACUUGUAUACACUAGCCUCCUUCACAAUUCUUGUUUGGAUUGAUUGUAUCUGUUGUGUUUGGAAGUGUAUUUACAAACUGUAUUUGUUUUGUAUGAUGAAUGUUAUGAGCUCCAAAUUGUUUAUUUCUUUUGCUAUGUAAUAGAAAUACACAAGUUUCUCUUGAAGAAAUAACAGUCGUUGUAAAGUAGAAUCCAUUUGUUCUGGACAAUUUCUUCUUUUGGUAUUUUAUUUAUUUUUCAGAUUUAGUCAGUGAAUGACUCAUUUAGCAUUAUUGUGUUAGCCGAAACUUUUUUUGCUUUGUUUUAAUUACAAAGGGAGUUGACACCUAAUCUAGCUAAAAGGUCCUUGAGCAUUACUUUCCAUAGUCGCUAGCAACCAAAAUGAAGUAGAUCUUGAUGUUAUUUGAAUGUCAAAGUUGAACUGUUACAUAAUUUUACAUAUUUUUAGUUUUGGUUUGAGAAAUUACCCUGAUUUUUCUCGAGCAGUUCUUUAUGAGUGCAGGAGUGUGUUUGUUUGUUUGUUGUUUUUCUUCAUUGUUAUUGGCCAUCAUUCUAUACCAAGUAAUAUAUACUUCCAAACAUGUGGUGCCAGCUUGGAUUGAAAGUUAAUGUACUUAGUUUAUGAUGUACUUAAUUAAUAGCUGCUGGGGAGAAUAGAUUUUAAAUUUGUUAGAAAUUUUCCUGAAAGUCAUUGUCAUAAUUCACCAGACUAAAAUAUUGACAUGACUCAGUGAAGAAUAUGCACGAUUCUAGAUUGAUAUUGGUUUUUAAUUCACCAUUAAGAUCUCUCUUGGCAUCCUGAGAUUUAGAUGUAAUAAAAUACUCAGAAAUACAUAAAGAUAAAUGGCACAUUUCUUAUUCCACAUGCAAGGGCAAAUUGAUGUAAGUGCUCUUUCUUCCCUAAUUCCAUUAGAGCAUGGAACUGAUUGCUAGAAUCAUCUCGGAAAACCAAUAACAUGGUAGAGGUUUAAUACACUGAUUAACAUGCACAACUAGAUUGGCACAUAUCAAUACUUUAAAUGAUUAGAUACUGAAAAUGCUGAUUGACUUCUUUCUUUGUACAUUAUAAGAAAAGCCUGUUUUGUAUUUCCUGUUGAAGUAACUUCUGUAUUAUAUAAGAUAAGAUGACCUUUUGUCCACUUGCCUCACCAUUGUCUACUGUUGUAAAUCUUUCUGACCACAGAUUACAUUUUAUCUGGCCUAAGUUUCAAGGAGGAAUGUUUAUUUGUAAUAAAAAGGUUCUAGUGUCUGGAAAAAAUAGAUGGGACAGUGCUGUGAAAGAUUCAGUUAAGUUAAUUAGAUGUUUUAUAUCUGUUUUUUGUAUAUUGAUCUCUACUGCCCUAGUGUGGGAGAUUAGUCUGAUCUGCUUAAGUAGGCUAUUAUUGUCAGGACAUUGACAAAGAAAUUCUUGGUUUCUGAAAAUAAUUUGUCUCUUGUUGUCUUUUUAUAAAAAAAAAAACUUGUGUCAAUGUCAAUGUAUGCUUGAUGUUUCAUAGAAAUCUUUUCUCUGGGGAUAGGCAGUAAGUAAAUAUAGAAAACAUGGUCAACCAUUAGAAAUUGAGCUGUUAUAGGACUUAAGUAAAAACAUAGGAAUAAACAAAUAACGCUAAAUUGGUUAUUAGUUAACAAUUUUGUUCUAAUUAUUUGUCAUAUUCCUUGUUUGUAGCUGAUGAAGGCCUUGUGGCGCAAACAUCCUUUUUUUUUUUUAAUGCCAGCAGGGUUUCCUUUAUGUUUUUGUAUUUUCUAUAUAGUUGUUCAACCCUGAUGCAGUGAAUCUUUUUUUUUUUUUUUUCAGCCCCUUAAUUGAGGAGAUGUUUUUUUAUCUUCAGUUUUCUGUAAAAUCUAGUUCUGUAAUACUUUCAUCAGUUAGUCUCUCUCUGAUAUCACAUGGAUGGCUGCCUGGUCGUGCGAUAUGUCCACUGGACUGUCAUUCAGAUGGUAAUCUUAUUUUGUUUCAUCAGAUUCUAAAGCAUACUUUUUUUUCUUUCUUUGUGCUUUGGUAUGGUCAGUGAUAAAGUUGGAAUCUUAACCUUUUGAACUUUGGCAUUAUUAACGACAAUUCUGGAAGGGUUAUCUUUGCAUUUUGAUCAGCUUGUUAUUUUGUAUAGAUUAUGGACUGGGGAUCUUUUCCUAUGUAAGUUUGGUUUUGAAAGAUUAUAGAUUCUGUUAGGCUGUGUUUGACUGAUGUCCUGUGGAUGUGUUAGGUGCUAGGGUGUGUUUGACUGAUGUCCUGUGGAUGUGGUUAGGUGCUAGGGUGUGUUCCCUGACAUUCCUGUACAGAUCUACUGGGCCAUGACCAGUUCAUGUAUUCCACUUUGUGCAAUCAUUCAAUGUUUUCAUUAGAUAUAAUUUCUAUUCUUAUUUUCUUCUGGACUACAGUCCAUUGACUUACAAUCCAUAUUCUUGUCAUGUAUUUGUCUGGCUGCCUUGUUUAGCUGUUUUAGAGCAGCCACUGUAGAAUGUGGUUGCAGCCAUAUAGCCAUUUUAAUUUUUUGCCAUAUAAUAUUUCACAAUGUAAAUCUUUUGCCAUGUAGCCAUGAGCAGUGUCAUAAUUCAGGCAGUUCCUAUUUAUUUUAAUAUAUAUCUCAGUGAUAUGCUCUUACUACUGAAAAUGCUUAUGUUGUUUCAGUAGAAUAUUAUCUCCCUUGAUGUGGAUUAAACCAUUGCAAGAGGGGUCAGGGGGGUCAAUUUACAAAUAUGGAAUAAGUUUUUUUCAAAAAGAGGUUAUGAGAAGUUAUUUUAAAGUUGCUUGUGCCUUUUCAAGAGAUCGGGGAAUGGAAAGGUUAUUCAUUUCCCAUCAGUGCCAUGACAAUAUUACACUAAUGAGGAGUUUCCUUACUAAUUUCAACAUAUUUGCUAUAUCCAUGUUUCUUAUUUAAUCACAUUUUUUUUGGUUUCAAAUUGGGUUUGAUCAGAUCUUGAAUAAGUAGGUUUACAAAGUGACAAGAGUAUCACUUUUUUUUUUAUGUGGAUGAAUAGAAAUGUAGUCUGUCACUUUUUUUUUUAAAUGUUUGAUGUUGGUGAAGAAUUAAUAUGAAAAGUGCCCUGACUGACUUUUAACAGUACUACUCUAUGUAGCUAGGCUGUUCAAUGUUAGUAGAUAAAGUAAUAUAUCACAUGGAAAUUAAUAGUUAUAGUUAUCAAUAGGGGCCAGAGAUUGUUAGCUUGUAAAAUAAAAACAACCCUAACCUAUAUAUAGGCUAAAAAAAAAUAUUUUAAAUAGUAAAAUAUUCAGCAGUAUAAACAUGUAUUGUUUUUUCCUGAACAAAACCUGGAUAUGUUUAUUUAAUGAUGGAUAUUAAUAAAUCUGAUUUUUUUUAUCUUUUUUUUUUUUUUAUAAUUUAUUGAAAGUUUUUUUGUGUGUGUGUGCAUAAUUUUUGGUUCACUGGAGAAUAUUAUGACAUUUGAAGACAUUGAUUUUUAUUGUCAAUAUACAUUUACUGCAGACUUGAUUAAUAAUGAAUUUUGUUGCUAGUUUUGAUUUUUUAUUUCUCUUUUAGUUUGCAUGAUGUGUACAUAUAUUUGGAUUAAACUGACUACAAUCAUGUCGAUAA
Molecule: messenger RNA, 8296 nt
Organism: Biomphalaria glabrata
Lineage: Eukaryota; Metazoa; Mollusca; Gastropoda; Planorbidae
Product: rho GTPase-activating protein 1-like
Exons: 7
Coding region: 696-4310 (1204 amino acids)
Biological process (GO): negative regulation of endocytic recycling; regulation of GTPase activity; small GTPase-mediated signal transduction
Cellular component (GO): cytoplasm
Molecular function (GO): GTPase activator activity
Source: RefSeq, a predicted model, not a curated record